AUGUGUAUCAGUGUGAACAAUAGUGCACGAAAAAGUGCUUACAUUUUGUAAUGUCAGAAUGAACUGGAUCUUGUUCACAGAAGUCUACCAAGAAGUGGUUCAAAAGCGGGAUGCUUACAUCCAAGGGGAGGACAUAUUUUCGGUAGCCGAGUCCCAGAAAAGAGGCAGCAGAAGAAAGACAUGUAUAGUCAAAAAUGUGAAGGAGGCUGUACAAAAAACAAACCAAGGAAAGGCAUCUGGUUCACAGAUGGUAACUGCCAUGGGCGAACAGCUCAAGAGAUCCCUACAGGCUGAGAGAACCUCCAAGCCCUCAGAAGAGGUGACAUCUGAAUCACCUCAACACUCUUCAGAUUCUGAUGUCACCUCGAUUGACCUGUUUGAGCCGAUCAAAAAGCAACCAUUUAUUCGCAAAUGUUAUUUUGUGACCAGUGAGGAGGAGGAAGACACUUGCAUCCUUCCACAGAAGGAGCCAGCGUGCCAGCAGCAACCACAGAAGGUCUGGGUGGAAUUGGAUCUGGAAACGUUGGAGGCACUGAAAGAGAUGCCAAGAUUGGUGGCUACCAUGAAGACAGCACUGGACAACAUUUCAGGGUCGUCCUCAUCAGGAUCUUGUUCCAGUAGUGGCCACGGUGACUCCCAGCAAACUGGCCGCAAUACUGGCAGUAAUGACUUGAUGUUCCUAGGCAACUCCUCCGUCCAGGUCUCCACACGCCUCUUCCACAGAUUAGGCAACAGAAGGAUGUCUCUCUUUGCCCAGGAACUAGCAACGCUAAUCUUUGGGAAAGAGACCCUGGCGAAGUCUACCCUUACUGGGAAGGGGAAAACCGCAGAGACCCUUGACCCGGAGAAAGUCAAUGCCAUUAUAGACACCGUGAGAGAGAAAAUUCCGGGCACCGAGGUGAGUGCGAUCCGGGCCCUGCUGCGGAGGAAAUGCAACAACGAGAGAUAUACAAGCAACGUUACUCCUCACUGAUGGUCACCAUUUAGUUUAUAUAGACUUUGC
Molecule: messenger RNA, 1003 nt
Organism: Gymnodraco acuticeps
Lineage: Eukaryota; Metazoa; Chordata; Actinopteri; Perciformes; Bathydraconidae
Exons: 6
Coding region: 59-973 (304 amino acids)
Molecular function (GO): DNA binding
Source: RefSeq, a predicted model, not a curated record